Messenger RNA from Odocoileus virginianus texanus, 3011 nucleotides. The record is from RefSeq and is a predicted model, not a curated record. NCBI's taxonomy places the organism in Eukaryota, Metazoa, Chordata, Mammalia, Artiodactyla, Cervidae.
CCGGGGAACCCCGGGAGGCUGAGGCGGUGGCGGCGGCGGCUGCAGAGCUAUGGUUGGUGACGCGCGGCCUUCAAGGGUUCGCGCUGGCGGCUGCCCGGGCGCGGUAGGAUCCCAGACGAGCUCCCGCGCGCCGCGGCCACCGCUCCCGCCUCUCUCCUUCCUCUUUGUGUUGUUCCUAGCGGCGCCCUGCGCUUGGGCGGCGGGAUACAAGACAUGCCCGAAGGUGAAGCCAGACAUGCUGAAUGUACACCUGGUGCCUCACACACAUGAUGAUGUAGGCUGGCUCAAGACGGUGGACCAGUACUUUUAUGGCAUCUACAAUAACAUCCAGCCGGCGGGCGUACAGUACAUCCUAGACUCUGUCAUCUCUUCCUUGCUGGCGGAUCCUACCCGCCGCUUCAUCUAUGUGGAAAUCGCCUUCUUCUCCCGGUGGUGGCACCAGCAGACAAAUGAAACACAGAAAGUCGUGCGGGAUCUGGUGCGCCAGGGACGCCUAGAGUUUGCCAACGGUGGCUGGGUGAUGAACGAUGAGGCGGCCACCCAUUAUGGAGCCAUCAUCGACCAGAUGACACUUGGGCUGCGCUUCCUGGAGGAGACGUUCGGCAGCGACGGGCGCCCCCGUGUGGCCUGGCACAUCGACCCAUUCGGCCACUCUCGGGAGCAAGCCUCACUGUUCGCGCAGAUGGGUUUUGACGGCUUCUUCUUUGGACGCCUGGAUUAUCAAGACAAGAGGGUGCGGAAAGAGGCACUGCAAAUGGAGCAGGUGUGGCGGGCCAGCGCCAGCCUGAAGCCUCCCACCGCGGACCUCUUCACCAGUGUGCUCCCCAACAUGUACAACCCGCCGGAAGGUCUGUGCUGGGACAUGCUGUGUGCCGACAAGCCCUUUGUGGAGGACAUGCGCAGCCCGGAGUACAACGCAAAGGAGCUGGUCGAUUACUUUCUGAAGUUGGCCACUGACCAGGGUAAGCUCUACCGCAGCAAACACACGGUGAUGACCAUGGGCUCAGACUUCCAGUAUGAGAACGCCAACUCGUGGUUCAAAAAUCUUGACAAGCUCAUCCAGUUGGUCAAUGCCCAGCAACAGGCCAACGGGAGCCGCGUCAAUGUUCUCUACUCCACUCCUGCCUGUUACCUCUGGGAGCUGAACAAGGCCAACCUCAGCUGGUCAGUGAAAAAGGAUGACUUCUUCCCCUACGCUGAUGGCCCCUACAUGUUCUGGACCGGUUACUUUUCCAGCCGGCCUGCCCUCAAACGCUACGAGCGCCUCAGCUACAAUUUCCUGCAGGUGUGCAACCAGCUGGAGGCGCUGGCGGGUCCGGCAGCCAACGUGGGACCCUAUGGCUCCGGGGACAGCGCACCCCUCAAUGAGGCGAUGGCGGUGCUCCAGCACCACGAUGCAGUCAGUGGUACCUCCCGGCAGCACGUGGCUGACGACUACGCCCGCCAGCUUUCCGAAGGCUGGGGCCCUUGCGAGGUUCUCAUGAGCAAUGCGCUGGCGCAUCUCAGCGGCUCCAAGGAGGACUUCGCCUUUUGUCGCAAGCUCAACAUCAGCAUUUGUCCGCUCACCCAGACAGCGGAGAGAUUCCAGGUGAUCGUUUAUAACCCCCUGGGGCGGAAAGUGGACAGGAUGGUGCGGCUGCCUGUCAGCAAACACGUUUACCUCGUGAGGGACCCCGGUGGCAAAACUGUGCCCAGCGAUGUGGUUCCGAUUCCCAGCUCAGACAGUCAGGAGCUGCUUUUCUCAGCCUUAGUGCCUGCCCUGGGCUUCAGCAUCUACUCGGUAUCCCGGAUGCCUAACCAAAGCCCCCAGAAGUCCUGGUCCCGUGUCUUGGUCAUCCAGAAUGAGUACCUCCGGGCUAGGUUUGACCCUGACACAGGGCUCUUGAUGGAGUUGGAGAACCUGGAGCAGAAUCUCGUGCUGCCUGUUCGCCAAGCCUUCUACUGGUACAAUGCCAGUACAGGUAACAACCUAAGCUCCCAGGCCUCCGGUGCCUACAUCUUCAGACCCAACCAGAAGAACCCACUGUUCGUGAGCCGCUGGGCUCAGACCCACGUUGUGAAGACAGAGUGGAGUUCACCUGUUCUUGACAUCUCCCAACUGUCCUCAGCAGUCUCCACUGUCCCUGUGGGGCCUGCCUGGGAGCUGGGGCUGGCCAGCAGUGCAGCCCCUCACUCACCCUUUACCCCCCAGGAUGGGAACAUGCAGCUGACUGUGCUGACUGACCGAUCCCAGGGGGGCAGUAGCCUGAGAGAUGGUUCCUUGGAACUCAUGGUGCACCGAAGGCUGCUGAGAGACGAUGCACGCGGAGUUGGGGAGCCGCUGACCAAGGAGGGGUCGGGGCUCUGGGUGCGAGGACGUCACCUCGUGCUGUUGGAUAAAACGGGGAUUGCGGCCGCCAGGCACCGGUUACAGGCGGAGAUGGAGGUCCUGGCCCCGCAGGUGGUGCUGGCGCGAGGUGGCGGCGCGCGGUAUCGCCUCGAGGUAGCCCCACGCACGCAGGUGAGGAGCCUCGGGCGUGGUCACCCCAGCAGUCUCGGCCCAACCCUAACAUUGGCCCGCUGGGGCCCGGAGACGGUGCUGCUGCGCUUAGAGCACCAGUUCGCCGUAGGGGAGGACUCGGGCCGCAACAUGAGCUCCCCGGUGACCCUGGACUUGACGAACUUGUUCUCCGCCUUCACCAUCACCCACCUGCGGGAGACCACGCUGGCAGCCAACCAGCUUCUGGCCUACGCCUCCAGGCUCCAGUGGACAACGGACACGGGCCCCACACCCCAUCCUUCUCCUUCCCGUCUGGUCUCCGCCACCAUCACACUGCAUCCCAUGGAAAUUCGUACCUUCUUGGCUUCAGUCCGAUGGGAGGAGGACGGCUAGACCCACUGGAUACAAGAUUCCCGGCUUCCAGCCUGAGUUCUCUCUCCUCCGGGGGCGGGGCCCACUCUCCCCCUCCUCUUGUUGCUGUUGCUACCACCAAUGAAAGCCUUUAAAAUGUCACUACCAAGGCUCAAGUCAA